CCAUCCCUGGUCAUGUGGAACAGGCCGUGGGGUCGGAUUGCUGAGACGGCCUCAGCCCUGCGUUUUCUCCCUGCAGCCCCCUUGGGCUCGGGCCUCAGCACCUUCACAGAACCAGGAACUGUUGGCUUUUGGUGUCGCAACACCCUGCCCAGGCCGCCCCUGGAGAAGUUGGAGGCCCUCCUGUGCCCCUGCCAUCUGCCCUGGCUGCAGAUUCACGCGGAGCACCAUCCGAAGUGGGGCCGCCCUUGGCCACCGGGGAGAGGGGAAAGGAGAGGGCCGGCGCUUCUCUCUGAGUGAGGCUGUUGAGGGGAAACAACUUGGGCCCCACCCACACAACUGGGCCUGGCCCUGUCUGCGCAGGGCUCUCAGCUCCAGGCCAUGGCCCCGAGGCCCACCUCCCUCCUGGCCCUGGUGCUCUGCCUGGGCCAGGAGAUCCUUGCGCAGAACGGGUUCCUGCCUGCACCCUCCAUCUCUGCUGAGCCAGGCCCUGUGUCACCCCAGGGGAGGAGUGUGACCAUUGUGUGCCGAGCCCCUGGGGACUUUGAGAUAUUCCGCCUGGAGGAUUGUUCCCCUGGGAGGGGUUGUACCACAGUUGAGGAAAAGAAGAGCACUUGGUCUUUGAAGAUGGAGGCCAGAUUCCUCCUCACCUCGAUGCAUGCUGCGCAUUACGCCUGUGUCUAUCAGAAAUCGUCCGCUUGGUCUUCACGCAGUAAGACCCUGAAAGUGCUGGUGACUGGUGUGGAUGUCACCCAGGCCCCCAACAGCCCAGCCUCAGCUCUGCCCUCAGCUCGGUCACCUGACCUCUCUCCGGUCUCCACCUCCCCAAGAACCACAUGGACACCAGGGGACAGCAGUCACAUGGAAGCGCGUCCGUGCCAAGCGCCCGGUGUGAGUGCGUCUGCUGCUAACCCGGCUCCAUCUCCUCUAGCUACCUCCGAGCUGAAGGCAGUACACCUUUGCAUCCUCAUUGGGGUCUCCGUGGGCUUCCUGCUCCUGCUCCUCCUGCUCCUCCUCUUCUGCCUCCACCGCCAGCGUCAGAACAAACACGGGCUGCCCAGGCACAAGGACCAGGAGCAGAGGCCUCAGGAGAGGGCCAGCUUGGCUGGGGACGGCCCAGGGAGGACAGCAGGCUGGGCCACAGCUGACCGAGCUCUUCAGCAGGGCAGGGAGCAGGGCACCUCCGUAAGUCUCAGCAUGGGCUAUGGACACUGCGGAACAAAGAACCAGACCCCGCUGCAGGGCCCCCAGGAGGUGACCUAUGCUCAGCUGGACCACCGAGCCCUCACACUGAGGGGUGCUCAAGACGUGUCCCCACGGUCCACGGAGUGCAGCACAUACGCCAUCCUGGCCAGACAGGGGCCCAGCCCGCCUGGCUCCUGCACCUGAGGCCUCGGGAAGUCACUGGAAAGCCUGCAGUACCGCGGGAGGGCGCACCGGGUCUGCAAGGCCAGGCGGCCCACUCUCUUGCAGCGGGAGCUGCAGCUGGAGGGCUCUACCGCUGGCCAGGAGAUUGGACCCUGGGGUGCCUGCCACAGUGACCAGUCCUGGGAGAGAGGGCGCUGCAGCUGCUUCCAGGGACCCCUGGCUGUGUCCAGAGACCCAGCUGAGACCCUGGCUGGCCCUUGGGAAGUGCUCUCCCUCAGACGCCUCUCUGAAGAUCUGCCCAGGGGCCCCCCAAAGCCCCCAGGUGCCCUGCUGGCCCCGAGGCUGGGCUGUGCUCCGGUAGCUGACAGCUGGGCCGGUUCUCAGCUCAGGCCUCACCUGGGCUCAGGGGUCACCUGGAGGACUCCAUGCACGCGCGGCGCGGCGACUGCACAACCAGGCCCGGGCGUCCGCACCCACGGCUCCCCGCAGCCGGAACUCCUGUCUGUGACGCUGGGGUCCCCGGGGCUGCGGCCGCGGGUCGCGUGAAGGAGGCGGCGAUGAGGGAGAGGGGCUGGGUGAAGGCAGAGCGCACACCUGCCCACACCUGAGCCCGCACGCACGGCGCACGCACACAGUCCUCGCGCGGGUCCGCGGAGAUGCGCGCCCCUCCCCGCUCCGGUAAUUACCCCGAGGGCCGCGAGGGGGCGAGCGUACGGUCAGCAGUGUGUGCUUGACUUCAGAAAAGAAAACAGAAAAGAAAGUUUUGUGUGGGCGCGUCUCUUCUAAAAAAUAGGAAGCCUUUCCCGGAAAAUCAGAUGAUUGUGGCUUCUGCGGGAUGGGGGUGGGGCAUAAACACGGACACAGGGCAAAACAUCCGCUUGCACGCCAUAAAGCUUGAGGAUGCAUGUACAAAUAUACAGGGGUGUGCAUGAGGGUUUAUAUAUGUAUAGAUAUCUGAUUAUUAAGGAAAAGAAUGCAAAAAAAAAAAAAAAACCCAAACGAAAUAGAAACCUGCGUCCUGCUGCAGGACGAGCAUUUUAACUGUGUGUAUGAAAAUCCCCACGGUUUCUCUUGCGCACUGGGAAGGCACUUAAGGAACCUAGAUCUUACACAAGGGGGCUGUCCAAAGUGCGUAGAUAACAGUUAAUCUGCGGAGCAACUCGGGAGCUGUCACAAUAAUACCACUGAAACUCAAUUUUCUAACUAAAAAGGGAAAUAAAGUCUCAGAAAAAAAGGCUCAGA
This is a messenger RNA of Chinchilla lanigera (long-tailed chinchilla), 2607 nucleotides long. Its product is annotated as leukocyte-associated immunoglobulin-like receptor 1. The transcript is spliced from 10 exons. The record is from RefSeq and is a predicted model, not a curated record. NCBI's taxonomy places the organism in Eukaryota, Metazoa, Chordata, Mammalia, Rodentia, Chinchillidae. Bases 379 to 1386 code for a protein of 335 amino acids.